AUGGGAACCAAUGACGUGACCCAGGAAACCUUCGGAUCAGCAGACUUGUUAUGCGGCGGCGCCUUCGCCGAAAUUAAGGCGGACGACAAAGUCAAGGAGAGCCAUGUCACGGAUACUUCCAAAGAUCUCUUUCCUGAAGACCAAGAUCAACUUGCCUUCCCUUCUCAAAGCAGUGUAUUGCAAAAUUCGCCGUCUUCAUCCGUAGAUGCGACCAUGAAGGAGUUUUUCUCUCAAGUGAUUUGCGAGGCCCAAGUAAACAGACGUAUCAGGGGCAUCGUACUGCUCUUCAGCAUCUGCUCUGUUGUAAGGUUAACAAAGGAUAACGAGAUACACAUCAGUCACAUCGUCAGAAGAGAUGCCCCGGUACCCGGCAACACGUAUACAAAUUGCACCGCCAGUGCUUCUAUGGCUACCAUGAUGGCCGCCAUGGCCAGACUGCGGUCAUUAGAUCCCCACCACCCUAUGCAGGUCAUCUUUGACCGGCGACUCGCCGGUCCCAGUGUUCAGAUUCCUACUUCCUCUUCCACACAUCUUCCUUCUACACCAGAUAAGAAGCAGGGAUCUGGGAGGCAAAUGAGAGAAAGCCAAUCUGAUCAUUACAUGACGUGCGUGUUCAACUCGAAACUGAGAUUUGUUCCUCCCACCAGCCAGCCAUCUUUUGAAACUUUUCGUCUGGAACAGGUCAUCCCGCCUGACGUCGCGCCUGAUUCAAGCCAUGCUCCGCCCGCCUCAUCCACGCACGCUUCCGUCAGCAACUCCCACUCCCACCAAAUCGAGUCCACUUCAUCUCGCGCCACUGCUUCAAGUGACAAAACCAUCAUCCCCAAACAUGCCGGCCAUUUCCAAACUCUUCGCUUUGGCAAACUCAUGGGGCGAGGAGCUCUUUGGGAUGUAUACGAGCUACCCGACACCCCGGGCUAUGUGGCCAAGUUCUGCAGUCCCUAUAGCGUGUUGCUCCAACGCGGUUAUGACAAUUUUGACGACCUCGACAUCAUCCUUAAUGAACUCGUCACGGAUACGCUACUGUCCAGUGACCUGUGGCCUGUGGAAAGGGUUUUGGGAUCCGGCAAAUAUGACAUAUGGUGA
This is a messenger RNA of Cryptococcus wingfieldii CBS 7118, 1086 nucleotides long. RefSeq lists its product as hypothetical. The transcript is spliced from 4 exons. Bases 1 to 1086 code for a protein of 361 amino acids. The record is from RefSeq and is a predicted model, not a curated record. Lineage: Eukaryota; Fungi; Basidiomycota; Tremellomycetes; Tremellales; Cryptococcaceae.